CUGUCAUACACGUUAAGCGAAGCGUUGGGCUGUCGUUUGUCUUACGCGUGCAAUUAUAACACUCGCAAAGUCUGGCCAGAACUGGCAAGUAUCGGUUUAAUUACUAAGCCGCCCGGAGUGCAAUCAAUGAAGUGGUGUUUAGUGUCAUGAUUCAACGCAUGCAAUGGCAACGGGUCAUUAUUAUUACACCCCCGGCUUGUACGAGCAAUCGUAUAAAGGCGAAAGCUCUACGGUACGGGGAUAAAGUUUCCCGGUCCAAAUCAUGCCCGAUAGACGCUGGUUUGUGUUCGCAGUUCGUACGAUGCUGUUUGUAGCAUGAACAAAGUGGGGUUUGUGGUGACAUUGUGUGCUCAGUUUUUGGUCCAACAUGCGCAUGGAGCUAUGACUAUGAAGCAACUGACUAACUCGAUGGACAUGAUGCGUUCAGCCUGUGCUCCUAAAUUUAAAAUUGAAGAAGCGGAUCUGCAUGGGUUAAGGAAAUCCGUUUUUCCUGCCGAUCCUGAUAAAGAUCUAAAGUGUUACACCAUGUGCAUUGCCCAGAUGGCGGGAACUAUGACGAAGAAAGGCGAAAUCAGCUUCUCCAAAACAAUGGCCCAAAUUGAGGCGAUGCUUCCGCCCGAGCUGAAAACGAUGGCAAAGGAAGCAUUAAGCCACUGCAAAGACACACAGGCUUCCUACAAGGAUCCAUGUGAUAAGACAUACUUUUCUGCAAAAUGUGCUGCCGACUUUAGCCCCGAUACCUUCAUGUUCCCAUGAGAAUAACGCCAAGGAAAUGGAUACCGAUGUUACUGGAACGAUACCGAUGGAAUUGCUUUUAAUAAUGCUCCGAUUCUACUGAACUCUUAUUGGCUGAUGUCUUUGAUGGGGAUGUUCUUUACGUUUAGAUUGCACAACUUACACGGUUUGGAGUUAAGCUCUUUGUAGGAUCAGACAAUAAAGAUAUACCAAAGAUGUAUUAAGCAUCGAUUAUUAUUA
Anopheles stephensi (Asian malaria mosquito) is the source of this 975-nucleotide messenger RNA. RefSeq names its product general odorant-binding protein lush (gene lush). Gene Ontology annotation, biological process: sensory perception of smell; olfactory behavior. NCBI's taxonomy places the organism in Eukaryota, Metazoa, Arthropoda, Insecta, Diptera, Culicidae. The transcript is spliced from 5 exons. Bases 316 to 756 code for a protein of 146 amino acids. Gene Ontology annotation, molecular function: dibutyl phthalate binding; odorant binding. The record is from RefSeq and is a predicted model, not a curated record. Gene Ontology annotation, cellular component: extracellular region.